Messenger RNA from Chionomys nivalis (European snow vole), 1126 nucleotides. It is a transcript of the gene Fam181a, whose product is annotated as family with sequence similarity 181 member A. NCBI's taxonomy places the organism in Eukaryota, Metazoa, Chordata, Mammalia, Rodentia, Cricetidae. The record is from RefSeq and is a predicted model, not a curated record. The coding region runs from base 171 to 1049 and encodes 292 amino acids. The transcript is spliced from 2 exons.
GCUGCACGCCAGCUCGCCGGGCUUGCCUGGGUCUACGGUGGGGAACCUGCCGGCCACGUUGGCGGGGGUCCCAGCCCGCACCUUCGGUCCGCCCUGUGCUCUCUUUGGAGCUGCCAGCCCCCAGCAGAGCCUGCACUCUUCAUGGAAAGCCCCGCGCGGUUCCCGUGGUGAUGGCAGCUGACAGUGAUGUGAAGAUGCUGCUGAAUUUUGUCAACCUGGCGUCCAGUGACAUCAAGGCAGCCCUGGACAAGUCGGCCCCCUGUCGCCGCUCUGUGGACCAUCGCAAGUACCUGCAGAAGCAACUCAAGCGCUUCUCUCAGAAGUAUUCGAGGUUCCCUAGGGGCCUGCCUGGCAGGGUGACAGAGCCUCAUCUGCCCAGAGGGCCAGAAGAGAGGCCUGCACAGCUGCCCCUCCACCCGUGCCCCGAAUCCAGCCCUGGCGGGGAUGGGAGCUGCAAGGAAAAGGCCCUGGGGACCCCCUUCAGGGAGGAGUGCCUUUCUAAGGAGCAGAGCUUUGGGGGGCUGAAUGCAGAGGUUGCUAGACCUGGCCAGGUGCCCAUGAGGAAGAGACAGCUGCCUGCUUCAUUCUGGGAGGAACCAAGGCCCACCCUGAGCUACCCAAUGGGGCUGGAGGUGGGCCUAACCCCCAGGGAGGCAUCUCUGUAUGAGAAUAAGAAAAAUUGCAAGGGCCUUGAGUCCCUGGGGCCUGAGACGGCUCCAUUGCCCAUGUCCCCAAGGGUUCUAGCUGACACGGAGCCACUCAAGAUGUCUGGGGUAUCUUUGGUAGGCAGCCUUGAUGCCUGGAGCUACUGCCCAUUCCAGUACCAUGGACAGCCCAUCUUUCCCAGCCUUCCAGGGGUCCUGCCACAAGGUCCAGUACCCAGUCUGGGCUUGUGGAGGAAAAGCCCAGCCUCACCAGUGGAGCUAGCCCACUUCUGUAAGGAUGUGGACAAUCCAGGGCCCAAAGUGUACAGACCUGUGGUUCUGAAGCCUGUUCCCACUAAACCAGCCAUGCCUCCACCCCUCUUCAAUGUCUUCGGCUACCUCUAGCUGGAUGGCCUUAGCCCCCUUUGUUGGCCUGCAGGAUGGGGUCUCUGAUAAGCUCUCCAAGUGAGAAGAGAGCAGGG